Vairimorpha ceranae is the source of this 168-nucleotide messenger RNA. RefSeq lists its product as hypothetical. The coding region runs from base 1 to 168 and encodes 55 amino acids. NCBI's taxonomy places the organism in Eukaryota, Fungi, Microsporidia, Nosematidae. The record is from RefSeq and is a predicted model, not a curated record. The transcript has a single exon.
AUGUUUACAUUAAUAAAUUUUAUAGUAGGGACUAAGAAAAUAAUGAUAUUUUGCUAUUUUUCGCUUAAUGAUUGUAAUUUAUAUUUAUUAAAGUGUUGUAAAUAUUUUUACUUGUUUUUAUCUUUUAUGGCUAAUAAGAAAUUAAAAAUGUUUGUAUUUUUUCUUUAA